AGAAUAUCUAUGGGUCGAAACGUGAUGCGAUGAAUCCGAGAGAGACCGAAACUGGGACGAGGAGUGCGGCGGAAGCGGCGGGACUCCUGGGCAUGGGGGCUUCACCACAAUAGAGGCAGCAUCCCCACCCGCCCCCGCCAGCCCCUCUGGAGCAAAUCCCCCAAACCCCCUCGGGAAAAGGAUGGCGGCGGCACCUACCCAGAUCGAAGCCGAGCUGUAUUACCUGAUCGCUAGAUUCUUGCAGUCCGGACCCUGCAACAAAUCCGCUCAGGUGCUAGUGCAGGAGCUCGAGGAGCAUCAGCUUAUUCCGCGCCGCUUAGACUGGGAGGGGAGAGAGCACCGAAGAAGCUUCGAGGAUCUGGUGGCAGCCAAUGCACACAUUCCUCCAGACUACCUCCUUAAAAUUUGUGAGCGGAUUGGUCCCUUACUAGAUAAGGAGAUCCCUCAGAGUGUUCCUGGGGUACAGACAUUACUAGGUGUUGGUCGGCAGUCUCUGUUACGGGAUGCCAAAGACUGUAAGAGUAUACUAUGGAAUGGCUCUGCUUUUGCAGCUCUACAUAGAGGCAGACCUCCAGAACUACCUGUAAAUUAUGUGAAACCUCCAAAUGUGGUGAAUAUCACCUCUGCCAGGCAAUUAACCGGAUGUAGUCGCUUCAGCCAUAUUUUCCCUUCAUCUGCUUACCAGCACAUUAAGAUGCAUAAGAGAAUUCUGGGGCACUUGUCAUCUGUCUACUGUGUAGCAUUUGACCGAAGUGGGAGAAGAAUUUUUACAGGUUCAGAUGACUGUUUGGUGAAAAUUUGGGCAACAGAUGACGGGCGCCUUCUUGCUACACUUCGAGGGCACUCUGCUGAAAUUUCUGACAUGGCUGUUAACUAUGAAAACACUCUCAUUGCCGCAGGCAGCUGUGAUAAAGUUGUAAGAGUGUGGUGUCUUCGAACUUGUGCACCAGUUGCAGUCCUUCAGGGACAUUCAGCUUCUAUUACUUCCAUACAGUUUUGUCCAUCAACUAAAGGCACAACCAGAUACCUCACUUCUACUGGUGCUGACGGAACUAUCUGUUUCUGGCAAUGGCAUGUAAAAACAAUGAAGUUUAAAGAUCGCCCCGUGAAAUUUACUGAGAGAUCUAGACCUGGAGUUCAGAUAUCUUGUUCAUCUUUCAGUUCUGGUGGUAUGUUCAUUACAACAGGUAGCACUGACCAUGUGAUUAGAAUAUAUUAUUUGGGUUCUGAGAUCCCUGAGAAAAUUGCUGAAUUAGAGUCACAUACGGACAAGGUUGUUGCUGUUCAGUUCUGUAACAAUGGAGACAGUUUAAGAUUUGUUAGUGGAAGUAGAGAUGGAACGGCAAGAAUCUGGCAAUAUCAGCAACAAGAGUGGAAGAGUAUAGUGCUAGAUAUGGCUACUAAAAUGACUGGGAAUAAUUUGCCAUCUGGAGAAGACAAGGUCACUAAACUUAAGGUGACUAUGGUGGCCUGGGAUCGCUAUGAUACCACAGUUAUUACUGCAGUGAACAAUUUCCUUUUGAAAGUAUGGAAUUCUAUCACAGGCCAACUUCUUCAUACUUUAUCCGGACAUGAUGAUGAAGUAUUUGUUUUGGAAGCACAUCCAUUUGACCAAAAGAUCAUACUUUCGGCAGGUCAUGAUGGGAACAUUUUUAUUUGGGACCUUGACCGGGGGACCAAAAUUCGGAAUUAUUUUAACAUGAUUGAAGGUCAAGGCCAUGGUGCAGUGUUUGACUGUAAAUUUUCACCAGAUGGAAACCAUUUUGCCUGUACUGAUUCUCAUGGGCAUUUGCUGCUUUUUGGAUUUGGAUGCAGUAAAUACUAUGAAAAGAUUCCAGAUCAGAUGUUCUUCCAUACGGAUUAUCGACCUCUUAUCCGUGAUGCCAACAACUAUGUAUUGGAUGAACAAACCCAACAAGCUCCUCAUCUCAUGCCUCCCCCAUUCUUGGUGGAUGUUGAUGGAAAUCCUCAUCCCACAAAAUUCCAAAGGCUAGUACCAGGACGGGAAAAUUGUAAAGAUGAACAGCUUAUACCACAGCUGGGAUAUGUGGCUAAUGGUGAUGGUGAAGUAGUAGAACAGGUAAUUGGGCAACAAACCAAUGACCAAGAUGAGAGCAUUCUUGAUGGAAUAAUCAGGGAGUUACAAAGAGAACAAGAUCUGAGGCUAAUUAAUGAAGGAGAUGUUCCACAUUUUCCAAUUAAUAGAUCAUAUUCUGCUAAUGGUGCUCUGAGAAAUCCAAAUAUGGACAUAUCUUCUUCCCCAAACAUUGGACUCCGACGUAGUGGUCAAAUUGAAGGUGUCCGACAAAUGCAUAACAAUGCUCCUAGAAGCCAGAUGGCCACUGAAAGAGAUCUCAUGGCAUGGAGCAGAAGAGUGGUGGUCAAUGAACUAAAUAAUGGGGUUAGUAGGGUUCAGGAAGAAUGUCGAACUGCUAAAGGUGACUUAGAAAUCAGUCUUUAUACAGUCGAAAAGAAGAAGAAGCCAUCUUAUGCUACCCAAAGGAAUGAUUAUCCGCCUAGCUGUGGGCGGUCUUUACGAAGGACACAACGCAAACGCCAGCAUACUUACCAAACACGAUCCAACAUAGAGCAUAAUUCACAAGCAUCAUGUCAAAAUUCAGGUGUACAGGAAGACUCAGAUAGCUCCUCAGAGGAAGAUGAAACAGUUGGCACAAGUGAUGCUUCUAUAGAGGAUCCUGUUAUUGAAUGGCAAAGUGAAAGUUCCUCCAGUGAUUCAUCAAGUGAAUAUUCUGAUUGGACAGCAGAUGCUGGAAUAAAUUUGCAACCUCCAAAAAGGCAAACGAGACAGGCAACACGGAAAAUAUGCAGCAGCUCUGAGGAGGAGAAUUUGAAGUCACUUGAAGAACGGCAAAAGAAACCUAAACAGACUAGAAAGAAGAAAGGAGGACUGGUUUCUAUGGCAGGUGAGCCCAAUGAAGAAUGGUUUGCCCCUCAGUGGAUCUUGGAUACCAUACCACGACGUUCCCCGUUUGUCCCACAGAUGGGAGACGAGCUUAUAUAUUUUAGGCAAGGACAUGAAGCUUAUGUACGGGCUGUAAGAAAAUCAAAAAUAUACAGCGUUAACCUACAAAAACAGCCAUGGAAUAAAAUGGAUCUCAGGGAACAAGAAUUUGUUAAGAUUGUAGGAAUCAAAUAUGAGGUUGGACCACCUACACUAUGCUGCUUGAAGCUUGCAUUUCUGGACCCCAUUUCAGGCAAAAUGACUGGAGAAUCUUUUUCCAUUAAGUAUCAUGACAUGCCAGAUGUCAUUGACUUCCUUGUGCUACAUCAGUUUUAUAAUGAAGCCAAAGAAAGGAACUGGCAGAUUGGUGAUAGAUUCCGCAGUAUAAUAGAUGACGCCUGGUGGUUUGGGACCGUGGAGAGUCAGCAGCCUUUUCAACCAGAGUAUCCUGAUAGUUCUUUCCAGUGUUACAGUGUUCACUGGGACAAUAACGAGAGAGAAAAGAUGAGUCCCUGGGAUAUGGAGCCAAUUCCAGAAGGAACUGCCUUUCCAGAUGAAGUUGGUGCUGGUGUUCCUGUGUCCCAGGAGGAAUUGACUUCUUUGCUAUACAAACCUCAGGAAGGAGAGUGGGGGGCUCAUUCCAGAGAUGAGGAAUGUGAACGAGUUAUUCAGGGCAUCAACCACCUUCUUUCCCUGGAUUUUGCCAGCCCUUUUGCUGUUCCAGUGGAUCUCAGUGCCUAUCCCUUGUAUUGUACUGUAGUUGCUUAUCCAACUGACCUCAACACCAUCAGGCGGAGACUUGAAAAUCGCUUUUACAGGAGAAUAUCAGCAUUAAUGUGGGAAGUACGCUACAUUGAGCAUAAUGCUAGGACAUUCAAUGAGCCAGACAGUCCUAUAGUUAAAGCAGCCAAAAUUGUAACUGAUGUCUUACUUCGAUUUAUUGGGGAUCAGAGCUGUACUGAUAUACUGGAUACUUAUAAUAAAAUUAAAGCAGAAGAGCUAAACAGUACUGAUGCAGAGGAGGAUACAGAAAUGGUUGAUUUAGAUUCAGAUGGUCCUGGUACUUCAUCUGGAAGAAGGGUCAAAUGCCGAGGCAGAAGACUGUCUUUAAAGUGUGAUCCUGAUGCUUGGAGAAAACAAUGCACAGAACUGUUGGGCCUCAUUUAUGAACGUGAAGACUCAGAGCCAUUUAGACAGCCAUCUGAUCCUCUUUCCUACCCAGGCCAUCAAGAGCAAGAGGGCGAAUCCUCCGAGUCAGUUAUUCCAGAACGACAACAAGAUCCAUCUCUUUGUGAGGAUUAUCAUGUUAUAGACACUCCUAUGGACUUCAGCACUGUGAAAGAAACUUUGGAAGCAGGAAACUAUGGUAGUCCUCUGGAAUUUUAUAAGGAUGUUCGCCAAAUAUUCAGCAACUCCAAAGCUUAUACCUCUAAUAAAAAGUCAAGGAUCUAUAGCAUGACAUUGCGAUUAUCUGCCUUAUUUGAAAGUCAUAUUAAAAAUAUCAUCUCUGAAUAUAAGUCAGCAAUCCAGAGUCAGAAGAGGAGAAGGCCACGGUACAGAAAACGUCUAAGAAGCAGCAGCAGUUCAUUAUCUAGUAGCAGAGCUCCUAGUCCAAAAGGGAAACAGAAACAAAUGAAGUUACAGCCUAAAAAUGACCAGAAUACCUCAGUGUCUUAUGCCAGGACUAGCUCUCCUUUCUCAUCUCCUGUUUCAGAUGCUGCUGAAGGGCUGUCACUGUAUUUACUUGAUGAUGAACUGGAUGGGCCAUUUUCUUCAUCGAGCUUCGGUGGAUAUAGCCGAAGUGGAAAUAGCCAUGACCCAGGGAAAGCCAAAUCAUUUCGAAAUAAAGUUUUGCCGAUUAAACAAGAUCACUCCCUUGAUGGACCCCUUACAAAUGGUGAUGGCAGAGAGCCCCGGGCAGGAAUCAAGAGAAAACUACUUAGUGCAUCAGAAGAAGAUGAGAGCAUGGGAAGAGAAGAGAAAGAGAAAAAAGAAACAAAAGAGAAAUCACAUUUAUCUUCCUCAGAGAGUGGAGAGUUAGGAUCCAGUUUAAGUUCUGAAAGUACCUGUGGUUCUGAUUCUGACUCUGAAUCAACUUCCAGAACAGAUCAAGAUUACGUAGAUGGAGACCAUGACUAUAGCAAAUUCAUACAAACUAGGCCUAAAAGAAAACUCAGAAAGCAAUAUGCCAAUGGAAAAAGAAACUGGAAGACGAGAGGCACGGGAGGAAGAGGCAGAUGGGGCAGAUGGGGUAGAUGGAGUAGAGGUGGCAGAGGAAGAGGAGGCAGGGGACGAGGCAGUCGAGGAAGAGGUGGAGGUGGCACGAGAGGGAGAGGGAGAGGGAGAGGAGGAAGAGGUGCUUCUAGAGGAGCCACCAGAGCCAAACGUGCACGUAUUGCAGAUGAUGAAUUUGAUACUAUGUUUUCAGGACGUUUCAGUAGACUGCCUCGAAUUAAAACAAGAAACCAAGGCAGGAGGACUGUUUUAUAUAAUGAUGAUUCUGAUAAUGACAAUUUUGUGUCCACUGAAGAUCCUCUAAACCUUGGUACAUCCAGAUCAGGCAGAGUCCGUAAAAUGACAGAAAAAGCCAGGGUUAGCCAUCUCAUGGGAUGGAAUUAUUAACAGUUAAUAAAUUUAGAAUAAUUUUAAAAAUUUAAUGGCCUUCUACUGCAGGGAAUUUACCAGGAAAUCUACAAAGCAAGUUGUGUGGGGACUUCUGCUUCCUUUCACAUUGGUGCUUUUCCAUUAUGCCAGUAUACAUUUGUUUCAAGACUUUUGAUCUCCACACUUCAUUUGUUCAAACAAGCCUUACUCAUUAGGCCUUAAAUUUUAAAAAAUUCUACACACACACACACACACACACAUACACACACACCACAGACACACUACAGAUUUACUACAUGAAGGGAGCAUUCAGCUUCUUAAGAGUAGCAUGACAUUUUUAUCUCAAUGGAAUAUCCCUCUUUUGCUUUUGUAUCACAGAAGUAUAGCACCUUCUUACAGAGUUUUAUAUAGUUUGUUUUUGCCAUUUUGAUUCCUGUACCAGUAAUAAUAACUUUUGCACAAUACACCAAUCCUAAAGGCAGCUAUUAAAUGUUUACAGUUUCUAUAUUGUAAGAACGAUCUGGAUUAUUUUACUCUUCCCAGGCCAAACUUUCAUGAAUUGUACUGAACUGAAGUAUAUAUUUAUACUACAGUUUUUUUGGGGGGUGGGGGGUUCUUAAUAUGCUUUUCAUUGAUUUGCUUAAUUCAUGUUAAAGGUGAGAAAGGGUUGGUGCCUUGUAAAUAUGUAGCAAAUCUUUGUGGUGUGUCCUGAUGUGUGCAUUAACUUUAUUAAAAAAAGAAUACUUGAGGUAUCAAUCUAGACAAGGUGCCAAAUGCAAAAGUUUCUUGCAUCCAUUUUCUUUUUCCUAUUAUAUUUUAUUGCAUUAAUAGAACUUGUGUAGCUUAAAAAAUAACUUAAACAUUUGAAAAAUCCUCAUCCACAAAGAAUAACUUAAUAGUAGCUCAGCUACCUCUAUUAACUACAACUA
Molecule: messenger RNA, 6495 nt
Organism: Eubalaena glacialis (North Atlantic right whale)
Lineage: Eukaryota; Metazoa; Chordata; Mammalia; Artiodactyla; Balaenidae
Gene: BRWD3
Product: bromodomain and WD repeat domain containing 3
Exons: 41
Coding region: 182-5584 (1800 amino acids)
Biological process (GO): cytoskeleton organization; regulation of cell shape; regulation of transcription by RNA polymerase II
Cellular component (GO): nucleus
Molecular function (GO): protein binding
Source: RefSeq, a predicted model, not a curated record